GUUUUUUACACAGGAAGAUGGAUCAAAAUGAGGUGGGGAUAUGUGCAUUGGGUAAUCACUUGCUAUGUAGCCAGAGAAGGCGAAGGCAAAUAUUGAUCAUUUUCCAGAGUUUAUUACUGAAGUUACCCCUCUGACAUCAAGAAUGGACAUAAGUUAACAAUGACGGGAGAAAAGAAGAAGAAAAAGCGGCUGAACCGCAGCGUUCUUCUGGCUAAGAAAAUUAUUAUAAAAGAUGGAGGCAGUCCCCAGGGGAUGGGUGAGCCCAGCGUCUAUCAUGCUGUGGUGGUGAUCUUCCUGGAGUUCUUUGCCUGGGGGCUUCUUACCACACCCAUGCUAACGGUCUUACAUCAAACAUUCCCUCAACACACAUUCCUGAUGAAUGGGCUUAUUCACGGCGUCAAGGGUAUUCUGUCGUUCCUGAGUGCUCCUCUGAUUGGUGCGCUAUCAGAUGUAUGGGGUAGGAAGUCCUUCCUGCUGCUAACGGUCUUCUUCACCUGCGCCCCCAUCCCCCUCAUGAAGAUCAGCCCAUGGUGGUACUUUGCAGUCAUUUCCAUGUCUGGUGUGUUUGCCGUCACCUUCUCUGUGAUCUUUGCGUAUGUGGCGGACAUCACGGCAGAACACGAGAGGAGCACAGCCUACGGUUUGGUGUCCGCUACCUUUGCAGCCAGCCUAGUGACGAGCCCGGCCAUUGGAGCGUACCUGUCGGAGACGUACGGUGACACCCUGGUAGUGAUCCUGGCUACGGCCAUCGCCCUGCUGGACAUCAUUUUCAUCCUGGUGGUCGUCCCCGAGUCGUUGCCUGAGAAGAUGAGACCAGCCUCCUGGGGAGCACCCAUCUCCUGGGAGCAGGCUGACCCCUUCGCUUCUCUGCGGAAGGUGGGCCAGGAUUCCACGGUGCUUCUCAUCUGCAUCACAGUAUUCCUGUCUUACCUACCUGAGGCCGGACAAUACUCCAGCUUCUUCCUCUAUCUCAGACAGGUACAAAGGUUCAGUUCAGAGACUGUAGCUGCCUUCAUAGCUGUGGUGGGCAUCCUCUCCAUUGUUGCUCAGACGAUGGUUCUGGGGAUUCUGAUGCGCUCCAUAGGGAAUAAGAACACUAUCCUACUGGGCCUGGGCUUCCAGAUUCUACAGCUGGCCUGGUACGGCUUCGGAUCACAACCAUGGAUGAUGUGGGCAGCAGGAGCGGUAGCAGCCAUGUCUAGCAUCACGUUCCCAGCCGUCAGUGCCAUCGUGUCCCGCAACGCAGACCCCGACCAGCAGGGUGUUGUCCAGGGGGUGAUAACAGGUAUCCGUGGUCUGUGUAACGGGCUCGGCCCGGCCUUCUAUGGCUUUAUAUUCUACCUGUUCCAUGUGGAGCUGACUGAUCUGGACGCUGUAGACAGCCCUGGGAAAGAACCCAAACCUAACAUGGCCAACCCUGCUGAUGAGAGUUCCAUCAUCCCCGGCCCUCCCUUCCUGUUCGGGGCGUGCUCCGUACUGCUCUCUCUGUUAGUAGCCCUGUUCAUCCCAGAGCACAGUGGCCCGGGGGUCCGGCCGGGAGGCUACAAGAAACACAACAACGGGGCCCAGAGCCACUCACACAGCCCUCCCAGUAGUGGGGCUGAGGGCAAGGAGCUGCUACUGGAUGGCAGCUGUGUAUAACGCCAGCCUGGGGGCACAAACUCCACACUUGCUCCCCCUGAGCCCAAACAAGUGAACCAUUACUGUCACACGCGUACCCAGAUGAGUGGCCUCUUCUUCGGGCAGGGAAGAUGUGUGUCUGUGUCUGAACACCUCGUGGGCUGUGGUUUAUCUGAAGCAGCUGAGUUGUGUGUGUGAGUGAGACUCUCUCGGUUGAGCUGAUCUCUGCCCUGAGAGUCUUGAGAAGCAGGAAGAGGAAAAAGGAGGUGGGAAUGUAGAGUUCCUGCCAGAGAGCAAUGCAGCACACCCAUCUGUCCCACAUGGGCGGGAUCUGGUUGGCGUGAAGGUCCAAGGUUAUCUGAACUGUUACUAAGCUCUGUGUGAAUUAUUGGUCCAAAAUGGCACCCUAGUCCCUAUAUAGUGCACUUCUUUUGACCAGGGACCACUAGGGAAUAGGGUACUGUUUGUGAUGCAACCAAUGUAGCCAAGCAACCCACUCUGACAACAACUGUUCUUUCCCUUAGAGAGUCAGUUCUGCUGGCCAGUUUACAAGCUACCAAACUUCUGUUGUGACUGAUUUUAUUGUCUUAAUGUGGCAGACGAGAAAGCAGGUCUUCCUCUGUGUGUGUGUGUCCAAAGCUGGGAGAGAAGUUACUGUAUGCCUCCAAAAUGGCCCCCCAUUGCCUUUAUAGUGCCCUACUUUUGACCAGCUUCUGGUGCACUAUAAAGGGAAUGGGGUGCCAUUUGGGAGGAAAACACUGUAGAACUUGAGAGCCUCUGAAGAUCCAUCUAAGAACCGUUACCCAUCCAGAUGGGGACAGCACAAUAGACAUCAACCUUUAACGAUUUUUCCACAGGGAGUUGAACCUAGCAUUUGACUGACCCAGCUCCAUUCCAUUUGAAUAUCACAUUUAGCUGAGUUGUGUGUAAACCACUUUAGUUUUCCCAUGUUUACCUUCCUGUCGUCUGUUCCAUUAGACUAGCAGACAGACAGUACAGGACCUUUUGGGUUGGGUAUGUUUCCUGUUUUCAUCACUUAAGGCUAGGGUUGCCUUGGAAGUGAUGUUGUCUUCAUAUUUAAUAUAUUACAACAACCUGUAUGAAGACUGUUGUCUGAGGUGGGUCUGUAAUUGUUGCUUUCGCUGCUAUUGGAGCCUUAAGUCAUUUUAGUCUUGUUUUCUAAUUCAACUCCUCACAACCCUCUUCCAUGUGAAUCUAGGCACAACCGUAGUUAACACACAGACUGGCAUGACUGUAGUUAUGUUAACAACCGUAGUUAACAGACUGGCAUGACUUUAGUUCUGUUAACAACCGUAGUUAACACAGACUGGCAUGACUUUAGUUCUGUUAACAACCGUAGUUAACACAGACUGGCAUGACUUUAGUUCUGUUAACAACCGUAGUUAACACACAGACUGGCAUGACUUUAGUUCUGUUAACAACCGUAGUUAACAGACUGGCAUGACUUUAGUUCUGUUAACAACCGUAGUUAACAGACUGGCAUGACUUUAGUUCUGUUAACAACCGUAGUUAACAGACUGGCAUGACUUUAGUUCUGUUAACAACCGUAGUUAACACAGACUGGCAUGACUUUAGUUCUGUUAACAACCGUAGUUAACACACAGGCUGGCAUGACUUUAGUUCUGUUAACAACCGUAGUUAACACACAGGCUGGCAUGACUUUAGUUCUGUUAACAACCGUAGUUAACACACAGACUGGCAUGACAUUAGUUCUGUUAACAACCGUAGUUAACACACAGACUGGCAUGACUUUAGUUCUGUUAACAACCGUAGUUAACACAGACUGGCAUGACUAGUUCUGUUAACAACUGUAGUUAACACACAGACUGGCAUGACUUUAGUUCUGUUAACAACUGUAGUUAACACAGGCUGGCAUGACUGUAGUUCUGUUAACAACCGUAGUUAACACACAGACUGGCAUGACUUUAGUUCUGUUAACAACCGUAGUUAACACAGACUGGCAUGACUUUAGUUCUGUUAACAACCGUAGUUAACACACAGACUGGCAUGACUGUAGUUCUGUUAACAACUUUACCAUAGACGGUUUCUGGUUCUUUAUUAACAAAGUGUCUUGAGUGCUGAUCUAGGAUCAGUGUUGCCUGUUAGAUCAUAGUGAAUAUGAUUAUAUGGUCGGGGGACAACCUGAUCCAAGAUCAGCCACUCCUACUCUAAGAUACUUAGUGAAUAAGUUUCCUUAUCUGUAAUGUUGGUAUCAAUGUGAGCACUGAUAUUGUUAAUAAAACGGUCUGUGGUAAUAUUAUUAGGUUCAGUAAAAAUUCAUAUCAUUUGUUGUUCUGCGGUAGGAUAGUAAAGGUUAAAUGUUGUGUGGCAUUAGACAAGACUGCAAAUGUGGUUUUAGCUCCCGUGUCUGACUGCAAAGGUGUUGCAGAUACUACUGUAAAUCUUUGCUGUUGUACUUUUGAAACAAUAGAUUUUUUUUUGUAAAUGAGCCUCAAGUGCAUUGAAAUAACAAAAUAGAACUGAUUGGUGUCAAAAUGUUGGACAUUUUCAGAAUUUCUAUUUAGUCAAAUUAACUUUUUUGUGCCAUUUUUUUUAAAAAUGUUAUUAUUAUUUAUGACAAAAAACACAAGGGAGAACAUGAAGGACAAACAAUACAGCAUCAAGACACUCAAACAUGUAUCAGUCUUUCCGCAACAGAGCUCUCCUUAUGUGUGAGGGUGCGUGUGCAUGAUAGUAAUAUAAUAUAUAUGUCAUAGUUUCCUUUUUCAUGAUCACAAUCUUGUUUGUUUUUGUUAAUUUGUUUGACUACUUAAUUUUUUUUUAAAGCUUUUAACACUUAGAUGUUCCAAUGUUUUUAGUUGUGGAUUUCUUCAACAUUUUGGGGAUUUAUUGAAUGUUCAGCUUUGCAUUUAAAAACUAAUUUCUCAAUGGUCAGUUCAAUUUAACAAUAAGCUGUUAAUUUUGUUUAAAUGUUAUCAAUAGAUGACAUCACUAGCAUAAUUUAAUGUUCCAAGCAAUACAUGUUGUUAUGCCAACCAAAUCUACUAUUUGUAAUUUCAACCGGGUUAGCAGUGAGGCCAUUAACUCUGAUUUUCUGUUCUACCUGUGUGUCCUAACUGGCACCCUAUGGGUCCUGGUCAAAAGUAGUACACCACAUGGGGAAUAGAUAUGCCAAUGCUCAGAAAAUAUUGAAUUGGACCAACAACACACUUAAGGCCAGUAAAGCCAAUGACUAAGAUCCUACAUGAAUUAUUACAAUUGAUUCUGCACCAGCCACAACACAUUUACAGUUCAAACAUGUAUUUCAGUAAAUGUACAAACAUUUGUUUACUUGACGUUGUGUGCGCAAAACAUUAGGAAAAUCUUCCUAAUAUUGAGUUGGGCCCCCUUUUGCCCUUAGAACAGCCUCAUUUGGUCAGGGCGUGGACUCUACAAGGUGUUGAGAGCGUUUCACAGGGAUACUGACCCAUAUUGACUCCAAUGCUUCCUACAGUUGUCAAGUUGGCUGGAUGUCCUUUGGGUGUUGGACCAUUCUGAUACACACGGGAGACUGAGUAUUAAAAAAAACUAGCAGUGUUGCAGUUCUUGACACAAACUGUUGCGCCUGGCACCUACUACCAUACCCUGUUCUAAGACGCUUAAAUCUUUUGUCUUGUCCAUUCACCCUCUGAAUGGCACACAGACACAAUCCAUGUCUCAAUGAUCUCGAGGCUUAAAAAUCCUUCUUUAACCGGUCUCCCCUCCUUCAUCUACACUGAUUGAAGUGUAUUUAACAAGUGACAUCAAUAAGGGAUCAUAGUUUUCACCUGGUCCUUCUGUCAAGGAAAGAGGUGUUCCUAAUGUUUUGUAAACUCAGUGUGUAUGUUAACUUAAAAGUAGAUGGGAUCCUACCGGUCUGAUUUGCUACAGUAGUGUGGCGCAACUAUACUGAACAAAAAUAUAAACGCAACAGUUUCAAAGAUUUUACUGAGUUACAGAUCAUUUAAGGAAAUCAGUCAAUUGAAAUAAAUAAAUUAUGCCCUAAUUUAUGGAUUUCAAAUGACUGGGAAUACAGAUCUAUGCAUCUGUUGGUCACAGAUACCUUAUCAUGCUGAAACAUGAGGUGAUGGCGGCGGAUGAAUGGCAGAACAAUGGCCCUCAGGAUCUCGUCACGGUAUCUCUGUGCAUUCAAAUUGCCAUAGAAAAAAUGCAAUUGUGUUCGUUGGCUGUAGUCUAUGCCUGCCAAUACCAUAACCCCACCGUCACCAUGGGGCACUCUGUUCACAAUGUUGACCCCUCAGUUGGAUGGAUACCUUGGCAAAGGAGAAAUGCUCACUAACAGGGAUGAAAACACAUUUGAGAGAAAUUCGUUUUUUGUGCGUAUGGAAUAUUUCUGGGAUCUUUUAUUUCAGCUCAUGAAACAUGGGACCAACACUUACAUGUUGCGUUAUACAUUUUUGUUCAGUAUAUAUUUCUCAUACUGACCUUGGUUCUGUGGGCCGCUCCUGUUUUGUAGUCCGAUGUGGCCUGAGCUGAGCCUCCCCUCUGUGACUGGACCGGUGGAGGAUGAUCAUCAUAAUAAUAGCAUGUAAACAUGGGAAUCUAAUGGCAAAGUAUUUAUUAAAGAUUUAUUGUACAUUGA
This is a messenger RNA of Salvelinus fontinalis (brook trout), 6223 nucleotides long. RefSeq names its product hippocampus abundant transcript 1 protein-like. NCBI's taxonomy places the organism in Eukaryota, Metazoa, Chordata, Actinopteri, Salmoniformes, Salmonidae. The transcript has 12 exons. Bases 160 to 1641 code for a protein of 493 amino acids. Gene Ontology annotation, molecular function: transmembrane transporter activity. The record is from RefSeq and is a predicted model, not a curated record. Gene Ontology annotation, biological process: transmembrane transport. Gene Ontology annotation, cellular component: membrane.